AUCACCACACCCUCCUUCGUCCUUUAAAAACCCCUUCACCCUCUCUCUCAUCAUAACAACUUUGAGCCAUCUACAAAAAUAUCUAUAACUAGCUCACCCAAUCCCAUCUUCCCCUUCACAUCAAUUUUAUUUUUCUUCCUUCUAAAAAUUUCAAAUGGGGGCUUUUCCUCAUUUUGAACCAAUCUCCAAAUGUAGCACAAAAGAUAGAUCAAACCAAACCGUUGCAUCCGACUUAGACGGCACGCUUCUCGUGUCGCGAAGCGCUUUUCCGUACUACUUACUUGUUGCACUCGAAGCCGGAAGCAUUCUUCGAGCACUAAUUCUCUUAUCUUUAGUCCCUUUUGUUUAUUUCACGUAUCUAUUUGUCUCUGAAACCUUAGCCAUCAAAACAUUAAUCUUUGUAACGUUCGUCGGACUAAGGAUUAAAGACGUGGAAAUUGUUUCUCGGUCGGUGUUGCCUAGGUUCUACGCCGAGGACGUUCGUCCUGAGACGUGGAACGUGUUCAAUUCGUUCGGAAAACGAUAUAUUGUGACGGCAAGUCCAAGGUUAAUGGUGGAACCAUUUGUUAAAACUUUUUUGGGAGUUGAUAAAGUGAUUGGAACUGAAUUGAUGGUGACAAAAUCAGGGAGGGCAAGUGGGUUUGUUAAGGAACCUGGAGUGCUUGUUGGUGAACACAAGAAAGUGGCAGUUAUGAAAGAAUUUGGGAGUAACAACUUGCCUGAUUUGGGACUGGGAGAUAGUUUAACUGACUCUGACUUCAUGUCAAUUUGCAAGGAAGGAUAUAUGGUGCCAAGGAACAAAGUUGAGCCAUUACAAAGAAACAAGCUUUUAAGUCCAAUUAUUUUUCAUGAGGGUAGAUUAGUAAAAAAACCAACACCAUUAGUUGCACUCUUAACCUUCUUAUGGAUGCCAAUUGGUAUUAUACUUUCUAUCUUAAGGGUCUACCUAAACAUCCCUUUACCUGAAAGAAUUGCAUGGUACAAUUAUAAAUUACUUGGAAUAAGAAUAAUCAGAAAAGGUAACCCUCCACCACCACCAAAAAAGGGACAAAGUGGUGUUUUAUUUGUUUGUAACCAUAGAACAGUUUUAGAUCCAAUUGUUACAGCUGUUGCAUUAGGAAGAAAAAUAAGUUGUGUAACUUAUAGUAUAAGUAAAUUUAGUGAAAUAAUUUCACCUAUAAAAGCUGUUGCACUUACAAGGGAGAGAGAUAGAGAUGCGGAAAAUAUUAAAAAAUUACUUGAAGAAGGGGAUUUAGUGAUUUGUCCCGAAGGAACAACUUGUAGAGAGCCUUUUCUUUUAAGGUUUAGUGCUCUUUUCGCCGAGUUGACCGAUAGGAUUGUUCCUGUCGCGAUCAAUACAAAGCAAAGUUUAUUUUAUGGAACAUCGGUUCGUGGACACAAAUUAUGUGACCCUUAUUUUGUGUUCAUGAAUCCUAUGCCGACUUAUGAGAUCACUUUCUUGAAUCAAUUGCCUUUGGAAUUGACCUGCAGUGGAGGGAAAUCGCCGAUUGAAGUUGCGAAUUAUAUUCAAAGGGUUCUUGGAGGGACUCUUGGAUUUGAAUGCACCAAUUUAACAAGGAAGGAUAAGUAUGCUAUGUUGGCGGGAACAGAUGGAAUUGUUGCAACUAAAAAGAAAGCUUAAAAUAGUUGCCAACAUUUCGAUUUUAAUUCUAUUCGCUAUUAAAAAAAAUGGAUUAUCUAAAUAACAGAUGAAAAAAUAAAAGUUGUCUUUAAUUUUGUUGUUAAAUGUUAAAUACAACAGAAUUAGAGAUUAAUUUUAUUUUUUCUAUCUUUAUUUUCUGUUGAUAAUUUAUUUUUUCCUAAUAGUGAUCGAUUGCUAUUGGUGUUUUCGAAGCUUUUAUAGUUAUCAGAAUAAUUUUAAAAAAAUAUUGUAUUUAUGUUGCUGAAAAUAACAUUUUAUUAUGUACAUUAUUAUUAUUCUGAUAAAUACAAAUAGUUUAUGUUGUUAUUCAAUCAUAAAA
Messenger RNA from Cicer arietinum (chickpea), 1982 nucleotides. Its product is annotated as glycerol-3-phosphate 2-O-acyltransferase 6-like. Gene Ontology annotation, biological process: cutin biosynthetic process. NCBI's taxonomy places the organism in Eukaryota, Viridiplantae, Streptophyta, Magnoliopsida, Fabales, Fabaceae. The record is from RefSeq and is a predicted model, not a curated record. Gene Ontology annotation, cellular component: membrane. Gene Ontology annotation, molecular function: phosphatase activity; glycerol-3-phosphate 2-O-acyltransferase activity.